Messenger RNA from Callorhinus ursinus (northern fur seal), 3405 nucleotides. RefSeq names its product TANK binding kinase 1 (gene TBK1). Gene Ontology annotation, molecular function: protein serine/threonine kinase activity; ATP binding. NCBI's taxonomy places the organism in Eukaryota, Metazoa, Chordata, Mammalia, Carnivora, Otariidae. Gene Ontology annotation, cellular component: cytoplasm. Gene Ontology annotation, biological process: peptidyl-serine phosphorylation. The record is from RefSeq and is a predicted model, not a curated record.
AAAACAGGUGUUGGCAAGGAUGUGAAGAAGUUGGACCCUCAUAUACAGCUGGUGGGAUCGUAAAAAGGUACAGCCACCUUGGAAAACAAUCUUAGCAGCUCCUCAAAUAUUAAACAUAGAAUUACCAUGUGACUUAGCAAUUCCACUGCUACGUAUUUACCUAAAAGAAUUAAAAACAUACCCACACAAAAACUUGUACACCAGUAUUCGUAAUAGCCAAAAAUGGAAGUAACCAUUUGUGUCCAUCAACUGAUGUAUAGACAAAAUGUCCAUUAUCCAUGCAAUGACAUAUCGCUCCUUCAUGAAAAAGAAAAUGGGGCAGUUGGCUCACUCAGUCCGUAGAGCAUGUGACUCUUGAUCUUGGGGUCACAAGUCGGGCCUAGAGCUUACUUUAAAAAAAAGUGGUGAUACAUGCCGUAACAUGGAUGCACCUUGAAAAAUUAUGCUAAGUGAAGGAAACCAGACACAAAGGUCACAAUAUUUAUGAUUUCAUUUAUAUGAAAUGUUCAGAAUAGGCAAAUCCAUAGAGACAGAAAGCAGAUGAGUCAUUGCCAGGGGCUUGAGGGGAUGGCAGAGUGGAGAAGUGACUGCUAAUGGGUAUGGGGUUUCUUUUUGACGUAAUGAAAAUGUUCUGAAAAUAGUGGUGAUGGUGUACACUUUGACUCUUCUAAAAACUACUCAACUGUAUACUUUAAAAGGCUGAAUUUUAUGAUACAUGAAUUUUAUCUCAAAGCUAUUUAAAAAAAAAAAGAAUAUGGCAACCAAAGGGAAUAAUAUCUUCUUGACGAGCAAUGAAUCAGUAUUUGAGGAAUGGGAAAAGUCCAGUGAUAAAGAAGGCAUAAGUCGGUGGAAUGAAUCAUCUCCGAGAGAAUGGCAUAGUACACCGCGAUAUCAAGCCAGGAAAUAUCAUGCGUGUUAUAGGGGAAGAUGGGCAGUCUGUGUACAAACUCACAGAUUUUGGCGCAGCUAGAGAAUUAGAAGAUGAUGAGCAGUUUGUUUCUCUGUAUGGCACAGAAGAAUAUUUGCAUCCUGAUAUGUAUGAGAGGGCAGUACUAAGAAAAGACCAUCAGAAGAAGUAUGGGGCAACAGUUGAUCUUUGGAGCAUUGGGGUAACAUUUUACCACGCAGCUACUGGAUCACUGCCAUUUAGACCAUUUGAAGGUCCACGUAGGAAUAAGGAAGUGAUGUAUAAAAUAAUUACUGGAAAGCCUUCUGGUGCAAUAUCUGGAGUACAGAAAGCAGAAAAUGGACCAAUCGACUGGAGUGGAGACAUGCCUAUUUCUUGUAGUCUUUCUCGGGGUCUUCAGGUUCUACUUACUCCUGUUCUUGCAAACAUCCUGGAGGCAGAUCAGGAAAAGUGUUGGGGUUUUGACCAGUUUUUUGCAGAAACUAGUGAUAUACUUCAUCGAAUGAUAAUUCAUGUUUUUUCGCUACAACAAAUGACAGCUCACAAGAUUUAUAUUCAUAGCUAUAAUACUGCUACUGUAUUUCAUGAACUGGUGUAUAAACAAACCAAAAUUAUUUCUCCAAAUCAAGAACUCAUAUAUGAAGGACGACGUUUAGUCAUAGAACCUGGAAGACUGGCACAGCAUUUCCCUAAAACAACGGAGGAAAAUCCCAUCUUUGUAGCAAGUCGGGAACCUCUGAGUACCAUAGGAUUGAUAUAUGAAAAAAUUUCCCUCCCUAAAGUACACCCACGUUACGACUUAGAUGGGGAUGCUAGCAUGGCUAAGGCAAUAACAGGAGUUGUGUGUUAUGCCUGUAAAGUUGCCAGUACCUUGCUGCUUUAUCAGGAAUUAAUGCGAAAGGGGAUACGAUGGUUAAUAGAAUUAGUUAAAGAUGAUUAUAAUGAAACUGUUCACAAAAAGACAGAAGUUGUGAUCACACUGGAUUUCUGCAUCAGAAACAUUGAAAAAACUGUGAAAGUAUAUGAAAAGCUGAUGAAGAUCAACCUAGAAGCAGCAGAGUUAGGUGAAAUUUCAGACAUACACACCAAGUUGUUGAGACUUUCCAGUUCUCAGGGAACAAUAGAAACCAGUCUUCAGGAUAUCGAAGGCAAAUUAUCUCCAGGUGGUCUGCUGGCAGAUACAUGGGCCCAUCAAGAAGGCACUCAUCCAAAAGAUAGACAUGUAGAAAAGCUACAAGUCCUGCUAAAUUGUAUCACAGAGAUUUACUAUCAGUUCAAAAAAGACAAAGCAGAACGAAGAUUAGCUUAUAAUGAAGAACAGAUCCACAAAUUUGAUAAGCAAAAACUGUAUUACCAUGCAACAAAAGCUAUGACCCACUUUACAGAUGAAUGUGUUAAAAAAUAUGAGGCAUUUUUGGAUAAGUCAGAAGAAUGGAUGAGAAAGAUGCUUCAUCUUAGGAAACAGUUAUUAUCCUUAACUAAUCAGUGUUUUGAUAUUGAAGAAGAAGUAUCAAAGUAUCAAGAGUAUACAAAUGAGUUACAAGAAACUUUGCCCCAGAAAAUGUUUGCAGCCUCCAGUGGAAUCAAACAUACCAUGACCCCAAUUUAUCCAUGUUCUAAUACAUUAGUGGAAAUGACUCUCGGUAUGAAGAAAUUAAAGGAAGAAAUGGAAGGGGUGGUUAAAGAACUUGCUGAAAAUAAUCAUAUCUUAGAAAGGUUUGGCUCUUUAACCAUGGAUGGCGGCCUUCGCAAUGUUGACUGUCUUUAGCUUUCUGGAAGUUUGAGAACAGUUUUAAUUUGCACAAGAAGAUAAUGCUGGGGCAUUAAAUGAAUGCCUCUAUAAGUGGUCUCUUAUUUCUACAGUUCAGUAUUUGAUGUGGGCAUGUAAAUAUGUACAAUAAUGUAAAUACAUAAAAAAUAUAUAAAUUUUUGGCUGCUGUUAAGAUGUAAUUUUACCUUUUAACAUUUAUAAUUAAAUGAGGACAUGUGACCUCAGUGAGCACUAGAAGAAAGCCAUGACCAAUAUGUUGAAAUACUGAUCCUCUACUCUACUGAGUGAGGCUGAGUUCUACAUCUCUGCCUACUGGAAACAUUUUUUAAAUGGAACCAAAAUUGUCAUCCUUACAAAUCAGAAAAGACUAAUAGUUGACAUGUUUAUAAGUGAUAGAAUGGAGAAGUGGCUUCUUUGGGUAAGGAGCUGAACCGAACCACUGUUUUACUAGGAUCACAAUUUUGGGGGAAGGAUAAUUUCAUUUUACAAGGUGCCCAGAACCCAGUUAUCAUCGUAUGUGUUUAAUUUCAGAUAAAUUAUUGAGCAGACUUUUUAAAGUGAUGUAAUUAUUAAAAAUUGUUCGUUUUAUUUUGGCCAUAAGUGUACAACCGUCUUAAAAAUUUUAGGAUUAUUUCUGCUGUUUCAAGCUGUAUAUUUUUUGUUUAAUUUAAUUCCACUUACUCCAUCAUGAAAAAAUAUCAAUAAAUUUCUCAGUUUUAAUGUAAAA